ACGUCCAAUGAUGUAGCAAGCACCAACUUGGCAGAUCACGACCGAAGCGCUCUAAGGAAAACACUUCUGUCUAGGUUAAUAGCUUUGGGCAAAUGACAAAAUGUGAACCAUCCCCAACAUGAACUGUUUCUCCAGCGCUGCCCAAGCAACGACCUAACAACCAACAAUUAUCAGAUACCCUGCUCAGAAGCCCGUGAUCUAAUGGCACAAAGAGAGAAAAUAUGCAAGAUGUGUCGAACUUCAAACAACGGCAGGGAUGGUUAGCAGACUAAAAUGGAAUGAGUUAAGUUUAUAGAUGUGGGACACGAGUGGACUAGCUAUUUACACACAGCAGGCUGACGCCAUAUUGGAAACCAAAAUGGCGACGGCGAGGAGGCUUCCACAUCUGGAAAUACUAUGAAAGGAAAAUAAAAGGAGCACUUAUUUGGCUUUCUUUUGAGAUUUACAAAAUGAUUAAGUUCUUCCUCUUGAUGAACAGACAAGGGCAAGUAAGACUCUGUAGGUAUUAUGAACCUGUGGAAAUCCAGAAGAGGACAUUGUUGGAAGCAGAUGUAAUUAAAAAAUGCCUAUCACGCACAAAGGACCAGUGUUCCUUUGUUGAGUAUAAGGAUUUUAAGCUCGUUUAUCGUCAGUAUGCUGCACUCUUCGUUGUAAUUGGGAUCGAUGACUCAGAGAAUGAACUGGCAGUGUAUGAACUUAUACAUAAUUUUGUUGAAGUUUUGGACAAAUAUUUCAGCAGAGUGUGUGAGUUGGAUAUCAUGUUUAAUUUAGAUAAAGUUCAUGUCAUCUUGGAUGAAAUGAUCUUGAAUGGUCGUAUUGCAGAGACCAACAAAAGCAGAAUUCUUGCCCCACUUCUUGCACUUGACAAAAUGACUGAAAGUUAAAAUGAAGUUCUUGUCAUAUAUGCACAGGUGCAGUGAAAAACUGGUUUGCAGCAGUAUUACAGGAAUAUUACAUCAUGUAAGCAGUAUUUACAAGAAAAAGUUGAAUAUAAAUUAAACAAUUUUUACAAGAAAGAACACAAUUAGAACAAGAAAGUGCAUCUUAGUGCAAAUUGGUUGAAGUGAUGCUCGUAUUGCUAAACUUGGUCAUUAGGGUUUUGUUUGCUCUCUUUCAAAUUGUAUUACUAUGACCCAGGAUGGGUCAUCCAAUAUAGUAAUGCCCAGGAAUUUAAAGCUAAUGAUAAUCCACCUGCCAAUUUCCCAAUGUAGAGUGCCAUAUGUUUGCCCUCCUUCUCUUUCCUGAAGUCAACGAUCUAUAGUUGUGUUGAUGUUGAAUAUAAGCUAGUCGUAACACCACUCAACCUGGUGUCCUGUCUCACAAAUUUGCCCAAAACCUGCAGGGUCCAAUUGUUCAUUGAAAUCUUGUCCAGUGCUGCUUAAUUGGUUGCUAUGGAGGUUCUGACCUUCACCCCAAUGAACAUGCUCCUCAGAUUUAUGUGAAAACUUACUUUAGAAAAUAUAGCAGGAUUUUAUUCUACAGUACGUAAACAUAAAGAUUAAGAAGAUGUAUUAAAUUUGUAAUAUAGAUCAGGUUCUUGUAGUUCAAUUAUAAAAUACAAGCAUCAUUGCCUUGGUAGCUGUUUGUUGUCUAUGCAGAAGCUCUUGGAAAAGUAGCCAUUAAUGAAAAAAGAAAUUAAUAUUUAGGAAGAAAAACUGGGUGCCUGCCAAACAGAUGGUCUUGUCCUACACAAUUACUUUUACAAUUGAUUGUAUUGUCAUUUGUUUCUUUAAAGAGUUAUUUAAGCAUGAGGACACUGAAUUUGUGAAGAGCCAGUGCACUCCAUCUCUUAACUCUUAGUGUGAGCUGCUUGACCGAUGUGUGGUUAUCUUAUGUACAAGAAGGUAUCUGUCACCUAUUACAGUAAAUUUAAAAUUGUAAAAAAGCCUACAAUAUUUCAGAUGGUUGCCAUUACAAUUAGAGGUAUGUCAAAAACUGGAAUAGAGUAUUUCUAUUGAUUUCAUUGAACUUCAGAUUGAAAAAUAGCAAUUCAUUCAAAUACUGCAGAUUGGUAUUCUCUCGAUAAAAGUGGCUUUAGACUGCAAACAAAAAUCAUUUCCUUAAAACAGUUAAUUAUAUUUACUUUCAUCAUGACAGAUAUCAGUUAAAUUGUCUUGUGCCUGAAAAGAUGGAUCCAUUUGUCCAGAAAAUGGGUCUGAGUCUGGCUCUGUGGUUCAGAAGGGAAGUGGGGAGAAGAGGAGUGCAGUAGCGAUAGAGGAUUCCUCAGUUAGCAGAGCAGGCAGGAGGUUCUGUGGGUGUGAAAGAAACAGCUGGUUGGUAUGCUGCCUACCAGGGUCAGGGUUGGGGAUAUCUUAGAUCUGGUUCACAGCAUUUUAAAGGGGGAGGGAGGGUGAACAGCAAGGUGCCAUGGUACAUAUUGGCACCAAUGACAAAGGUAGGAAAAAGGAUGAGGUCCUGAAGAAAGAAUAGGGGAGUUAAGUAGAAGGCUGAAAAGCAGAACCACAAGGGCAAUAAUCACUGGGAACAGGAGUGAUAGGGCUGAGGAUGGGCCAGUUGGUAAACAAGUUAAUGCAGUGUGCAGUGAGACUGUGAGGAAGGACAGGCAGAUGAUAGGGCAAUAUUGCAACCAGUGAGAUGAGUUGAAGUGUAACAUUGGGGGAAAUGGAAAAGGGUGAUGAAUACAGGACUGGAGAUGUUAUAUUUAACUGCAUCCAGUAUAUGAAAUAAGAUAGAUGAUCUCAUAGUGCAGUUAGAGAUUGGCAGAUAUAACGUUGGGAGCUUAAUAUCCAAGAGUACACAAGCAGGUCGGCUGAGGGUGUGGGGUGGCUCUGUUGGUAAAAAAUGAAAGAGGUGAUAUAGGACCAGAAGAAGUAGAAUCCUUGUGGGCAGAUUUAAGAAACUGUAAGGGCAAAAAGACCUUGAUGGAAGUUAUAUACAGGCCUCUAAGCAGCAGCCAGGAUGUGGUGUACAAAUUACAAUGGUAGAUAACAAAGACAUGUAUAAAGGGCAAAGUCAAGGGGGAUUGCAAUAUGCAGGAGGAUUGGGAAAGUCAGGUUAGUGCUGGAUCCAAAGAGAGGGAAUUUGUAGAAUGCCUACAAGAUGGUUUUUAGAUUCCCUAGUGGUUAAGCCCACUAGGGAAAUUGCAAUUAUGGUUUGGGUGUUGCAUAAUGAACAAGAUUUGAUUGGAGGGCUUAAGGUAAAGGAAUCAUUAGAGGCAGUGAUCAUAAUAUAAUAAAAUUCACUGUGCAGUUUGAGAAAGAGAAGCUAAAAUCAGAUGUAUUAAUAUUACAGUGGAGUAAUGGGAAUUAGAGGCAUGAGAGAGGACCCGGCCAAAAUUCAUUGGAAGGGAAUGACGGCAGAACGGCAGUGGCUGGGUUUUCUGGGGAAAUUUGGAAGGUGCAGGAUAGAUACAUCCCUAAGGUGAAGUAGAAUUCUAAAAGGAGGAUGAGGCAACUGUGGCUGGCAAGGGAAGUCAAAGGCAGCAUAAUAGGAAAAGUGAGGGCAUAUAAUAUAGCAAAAAAUAGUGGGAAGCUUUUAAAAAUCAACAGAAGGAAACUAAAAAAGCCAUAAGCAGAGAAAAUUAUGAAGAUAAGCUAACCAAUGAUAUAAAAGAGGAUACUAAAAGUUUUUUCCAGAUAUACAGUACUGUGUAAAGGUUUUAGCACAUACCUAUAGCUUGGGUGCCUAAGACUUCUGCACAGUACUGGAGUAAUUUUAUGGACUGCACUGUACUGCUGUUGCAAAAAUAACAAAUUUCGUGACAUAUGUGAGUGAUGAUAAACCUGAUUCUGAUUUGAGUCUCUAUUGUGGGCUGAUAGUGGGAAGGGGUAGGGAGAGGGCAAUCAUGGUUGGGAAAAGGGAAAGAGAGAGGGGAGGGAAUGGGGGGUCAUCUGUAAUGAUGAAUAAACCAAUUGUUUAGAAUGAAAUGACCUUGCCUAGUGUCUCAAGGCUCAGUGUGCCCCAUCUGUCCCACACCCCUCCCGCACGCACUCCAUUCUCACUAUUCCAACAUCCUUGCUUUCACCAGAUUUACAAACUCACUCUCUGCUCCAUGUUGACAAAUACACUACUGUGCAAAAGUCUUAGGUGCCCCAGCUGUAUUUUGUAUACGUGCCUAAGACUAUGGCACAGUAUUGUAUAAAGAGUAAAAGAGAGGUGAGAGUGGAUAUCAGACCACUGGAAAACUAAUAAUGGAGGACAAGGACAUGGCGGGUGAACUUACUACACUAAGUAUUUUGCAUCAGUCUUCGCUGUGGAAAACACCACAGUAUGCCAGAAAUUUGAGAGUAUUAGGGGACAGAAGUGAGUGUAGUUGCUAUUACUAAGGAGAAGGUGCUUGGGAGGCUGAAAAACUUGUGGGUAGAUAAGUCACCUGGACCAGAUGGGCUACACCUUAAGGCUCCGAAAGAAGUAGCUGAAGAGACUGUGGAGCAUUAGUAGUGAUCUUUCAAGAAUCACUAGAUUCUGUAAUGGCUCUGAAGUACUGGUAAAUUGCAAAUGUCACUUAUGGUAUUGCAGGAAAGACACCGGCAUUGAUAGAAGACUGGCUGACUGGCAGGAAGCCAAGAAUGGGAAUAAAGGGAUCUUUUCUGGUUGGCUGCCACUGAUGAGUGGUGUUCUGCAAGGGUUGGUGUUGGGACCACUUCACAUUAUAUGUCAAUGAUUUGGAUGAUGAAAUUCGUGGCUUUGUGGUCAAGUUUGUGGACAAUAUAAAGAUAGGUGGAAGGGCAGGGAGUCUGCAAACGGACUAAGACAGAUCAGGAGAAUGAGCAAAGAAGUGGCAGAUGAAAUAUAGGUUAAGGAAGUGUAUGGUUAUGCACUUUAGUAGAAGGAAUAGAGGUAUAGACCAUUUUCUAUAUGGGGAGAAAACUCAGAAAUCAGAGAUGCAAAGAGACUUGGAAGUCCUAAUGCAGGAUUCCCAAAAGGUUAACUUGCAGGUGGAGAAGUUGGGAAAGAAGGCAAAUGCAGUGUUAGCAUUCAUUUCAAGAGAAUUGGAAUAUAAAAGCAAGGAUGUAAUGCUAAAGCUUUAUGAGGCACUUAUCAGACUGCAUUUGGAGAAUUGUGAGCAGUUUUGUGCCCCUUUAGGAAAAGAUAUACUGGCAUUGGAGAAGGAUCAGAGGAGAUUGAUUCCAGGAAUGAAAAGGUUUAACAUAUGGGAAGCAUAUGAUGGCUUGGGGCAUGUACUCUCUGGAGUUUAGAAGAAUGAUGGGGGAGAUCUGAUUGAAACCUAUUGAAUAUUGAAAGGCCUAGAGUGGAUGUGGAGAGGAUGUUUCCUUUAGUGGCAGAGUUUAGGACCAGAGGGCAGUCUCAGAACAGAGGGACAUCCCUUUAGAACAGAAAUGAGAAAUUUCUUCAAAAGGGCAACAAUUAUACCAGUGCCAAAGAAGAGCAGUAUGAGCAGCGUUAGUGAUUAUCCACCAGUAGCACUCACAUCUACAUUGACGAAAUGCUUUGAGAGGUUGGUCAUGGCUGGAAUCAACUUCCGUCUCACCUGGACCUACUGCAAAUUGCCAAUCGCCACAAUAGGUCUAAAGCGGGCAUGAUCUCAACGGCUCUCUGCGCAGCCUUGGAUCACCUGAACAAUACGAGUACCUAUAUCAGGAGGCUAUUCAUUAACUAUAGCUCAGCGUUUAACACCGUAAUUCCUACUGUCCUGACCGAAAAGCUAUGGAACCUGGACCUCUGUACCUCCCUCUGCAACUGGAUCCUCAACGUCCUAAUUGGAAGACCACAAUCUGCGGAUUGAAAAUAACAUCUCCACCUCACUGUCAGUCAACACUGGUGCACAUCAGGGAUGUGUGCUUAGCCCACUGCUCUACUCUCUUUGUGCCCAUAACUGUGUGGCUAGGCAUAGCUCUUUCUUUCUUUUUAAAUCUUUUUAUUGAGUAAGUAUACAAAAAAGGUAAGCCAUAUAAACAUUAAUACAAUGUUAAAGUAUAAUAAAAUUCCAAAAGAUAACAAUACCAAAAAGAAAAUACUACAAACAAUGUAAUUUAAGCAUAAGAAACCAAGAUAACAUAAUAGUAUACUAGAUUUUAUAUAUAUCAAUGGAAAAAAAGAAAAAAAAACCCCAAAAAAAAAACCCACCGUGCCACUAACUAAAAGCAAAGCAAAGCAAUGGGCUAACUUGAAACCAAACAGAGUUAAACUUAAAAUCACGUCCUCAAUCCCGACCUCCAUUAAAACAGUGAAAAAAAAACAAGAAGGGUAAAUAUUACAUUAAAUGAAAAUAUCGAAUAAAAGGUCCCCAAAUCUGUUCAAAUUUAAAUGAAGAAUCAUGAAGGUUACUUCUAAUUUUCUCCAGAUUCAAACAUAAAAUCGUCUGAGAAAACCAAAAAAAGGUAGUUGGAGCAUUAAGCUCUUUCCAAUGUUGUAAAAUACAUCUUUUCGCCAUUAAAGUAAGAAAUGCAAUCAUUCUACGGGCUGAAGGGGAAAGAUUACUAGAAAUUUUAGGUAGUCCAAAGAUAGCAGUAAUAGGGUGAGGAGAGAUAUCUAUAUUUAAUACCUUAGAAAUAAUAUUGAAAAUAUCUCUCCAAAAAGUUUCCAAAGUAGGGCAAGACCAAAACAUAUGAGUUAAAGAGGCUAUCUGCCCCGAACAUCUAUCACAGAAAGGAUUAAUAUGCGAGUAAAAACGCGCUAACUUAUCUUUGGACAUAUGUGCUCUAUGCACCACUUUAAAUUGAAUUAGGGAAUGUUUAGCACAAAUAGAGGAAGUAUUAACUAAUUGUAAAAUCUGCCCCCAAUCAUCCACAGAAAUGGUAAGCCCCAAUUCCUGUUCCCAAUCUACCCUAAUCUUAUCAAAUGGAGCUUUCCUAAGUUUCAUAAUAAUAUUAUAAAUAGGCAUAGCUCUAAUGCCAUCUUUAAAUUUGCUGAUGAUACAACCAUUGUUGGCAGAAUCUCAGAUGGUGACAAGAAGGUGUACAGGAGUGAGAUAUAUCAGCUAGUGGAGUGGUGUCACAAUAACAACCUUGCACUCAAUGUCAGUAAGACCAAAGAGCUGAUCGUAAACUUCAGAAAAGGGUAAGAUAAGGAAACAUAAAUCAAUCCCCAUUGAGUGACCAGAAGUGGAGAGAGAGAGAGAGUAAUUUCAAGUUCCUGGGUGUCAAUAUCUCUGAGGAUCUAACCUGGUCCCAACAUAUCGAUGCAGCUACAAAGAAGGGAAGUUAGCAGCUGUAUUUCAUCAGGAGUUUGAGAUUUGGUUUGCCACCUAAAGCACUCAAAACCUACAGAUGAACUGUGGAGAGCAACAGUCUGGUAUGGUGGGUGGGGGGCUACUUCUCGGCAUUGUAGUAAGCUGCAGAGAGUUGUAAAAUGAGUCUGCUUCUUCAUGGAUACCAGCCUCCAUAGCAUCCAAAACGUCCUCAAGGAGCGGUAUCUCAGAAAGGCGGUGCCCGUCAUUAAGGACCCCCACCACCCAGAACAUGCUCCUUUCUCACUGUUACCAUCAGGCAGGAGGUACAGAAGCCUGAAGGCACACCCUGAGGAAUUCAGGAACAACUUUUUCCCCUCUGCCAUCUGAUUCCUGAAUGGACAUUGAACCCAUCAACACUACCUCACUAUCUUUCUGUAUUGCAUUGUACUGCCGCCACAUAGUCAACAACUUUCAUGACAUAUGCCAGUGAUAUUAAACCUGAUUCUGAAUUUCUUUAGCCAAAGGCUGGUGAAUCGGUGGAAUUCUUUACCACAGCUGGCUGUGGGGAUCAAGUCAUUAGGUAUAUUUAAAGCAGCAGUUGAUAAGUUCUUGAUUAGUAAGGAUGUCAAAGGUUGUGAGGUGAGGCCAUGAUAGAAUUGUGGACCAGACUUGAUGGGCCAAAUGGCCUAAUUCUGAUCCAAUGCCCCAUGGUAUUAAAAAAAUCCAAAGUUUCUGAGACAAAUUUCACAAGUACUGCUCGAACUGUUUGUGUUCAGUCUGUUCAGGUUUUCAGCACUUGCAUUAAUUUCCUGUUCAGAAAAUAUUCAUGGUAUACCUUUAGUUAGUGGUAGCAGGGCAGAGUAAGAACCAUCAUUGCGGAGUCUUAAAGAUAAAAAUCAGGGUUCCUCUUAUGUGCAGUAACACAAGAUUAUUGCACUAUUUUUAGAUGUUGUGUUUCAGAUGAAACAUUAAACAUAACCCUCGCUGCCUUCUCAGGCAAUAUUAGAAGAUCCCAGUUUUUUUUUUGAGGUGAAAAAGUCCCUUAACCAAUUUUGCUAAAUCAUGCUAACUGGCUUUUUAUCUCAUUGCUCUCUGUAAGGCAAAUGGACAGACUCAUUGCCUCAUUUCCUACAUAACAGUGUAAUGUUAAAGUAUAUAAAUUAGCUUAUAAGGUUUUUGCUGCAACCUGAUAUUUUUAAAUGUAAAUUUUUCUUUUAAUCAAAGCAGCAAGUCUGAAUCUUGUACUGGUCUUAUGUAGCUGAUCUCAGUUUAAAUGGGAGGAAAGAUAAUAAAUUGCAAUGCUACUCUUGUGUCAGGAAGUAGAAGAAACAAGUAACAUUACCUGAAGAUGAAUGUUUAACUAUCAAGUGAAGACCUCCAAAUUACAUGCUAGGACAUGCUAUGUACCGCUUUUCAAACACAUCUUGCAAAAUUGCAAGGGGAAAUGAAUCACAGAUGAGCAAGCAUUUUGUCACUGAUAAUGAUGUCAUAUGGGGAUGUUGCAGGUACUGACUUGACCAGUAAAAGAUGGAGUCAAGUUAAAGCAAACUGUUUACCACAAACAUCUGAUUAAAUAAAGGAGCAGCUUGUGUUCAAUUUU
Molecule: messenger RNA, 8693 nt
Organism: Mobula hypostoma (lesser devil ray)
Lineage: Eukaryota; Metazoa; Chordata; Chondrichthyes; Myliobatiformes; Myliobatidae
Gene: ap4s1
Product: adaptor related protein complex 4 subunit sigma 1
Exons: 6
Coding region: 450-884 (144 amino acids)
Biological process (GO): protein transport; vesicle-mediated transport
Cellular component (GO): intracellular membrane-bounded organelle
Source: RefSeq, a predicted model, not a curated record